GAUUGUAGGAUAAUCGAUAAUAAAGUCGUGAAAAUAUAGAAUGUUUGCAGCACGUGAAACUGUCUAGAGUCGAAAAUAAUCUGGAUUAUAUAUUGACAGAUAAUAUAUUCGGAUAUGGCUUCUGAUACGAAAGGGAUUAUUACUGGAGCGACGAAAGUUAAAACUAAGUUUCCUGUGAUACCAGGCACAAAGCCGUCUAUAAAAAAUGCACAGUUACUUAUUUCAACAGGGAUACCUUCAUUAGAUAAUAUAAUAGGCGGAGGUUUACCUAUUGGUUCAAUACUUUUAAUUGAAGAAGACAAGUAUGGCCUCUAUGCUAAAACUGCAUUAAAAUACUUUAUGGCAGAAGGAGUAGUUACAUCUCAGCCUGUACUGGUUGCUUCGCAAGAUGUUCAACCUUCUCAACUUGUAUCAGAUUUGCCUGCAGUUAUAAAAGACUCGGAUCUACAUGCAAAAACUGUAGGUAAUAUAGAUGAACAAAUGAAAAUUGCUUGGCGAUAUCAAAAUAUGAAAGUGGUAGACUCAUCACCUACGGGAAGUCAAAUCUUUGGUCAUUACUACGAUCUUACAAAACCAAUGCAACAGGAUCUCUUAGAACAUGCAGAAAUAAUACAAUGGCACGAAAAUAAUCUACAGCGGCAAAAUAAUAUAUUUGAAAACACUGCAUACACAGACUUGUUACUUACAGUUCAAGAAACUUUACAAAAUGGACAACAUUUUAUCUCUGAAAUGACAGAUAAGAAGAAAAUUUUAAGAAUUGCUGUACAUUCUUUGGGAUCAAGAUUAUGGCUUUCUGAUACGGAGGAAUCUUCAAAUCGAGAUUUGUUAAAAUUUUUAUAUUGCUUCAGAGCACUUUUGAGGAAUUCAUAUGCAGUUGCUGUAAUAACAGUUCCAAUUAUUAAUUUCGACAAUACUGAUGCUGUUAUUGAGAGAAUGGAACACAUGUCAGACAUAGCAGUCAGAUUAGAAUCAUUUGCAGGAUCUGCUAAAGAGACCAAUCCAUUAUUCAAGGAUUAUCAUGGCCUUUUGCAUAUUGAAAAAUUGUCUACAUUAAAUACAUUGGCACCUCGGUGUACAGAAUUUAGAGAUCUAGCGUUUAAAUUACGUCGGAAAAAAUUCGUCAUAGAAGUUCUACAUUUGCCGCCUGAAUUUGAAGACACAUCACAACGAGAGCAAGAUGAAUCAAUAACAUCUUCUGUUGGUUGCAUGAGUGGAACUCGUAAAAAUGUAUUGGAAUUCUAGCUUUAUUAAAAUUUAAAUUUAAAUAAU
Nylanderia fulva is the source of this 1269-nucleotide messenger RNA. RefSeq names its product Elongator complex protein 4 (gene Elp4). Gene Ontology annotation, biological process: tRNA wobble uridine modification. NCBI's taxonomy places the organism in Eukaryota, Metazoa, Arthropoda, Insecta, Hymenoptera, Formicidae. Gene Ontology annotation, cellular component: transcription elongation factor complex; cytoplasm; elongator holoenzyme complex. The record is from RefSeq and is a predicted model, not a curated record.